Molecule: messenger RNA, 273 nt
Organism: Dovyalis caffra
Lineage: Eukaryota; Viridiplantae; Streptophyta; Magnoliopsida; Malpighiales; Salicaceae
Source: the annotation of a GenBank genome assembly
AUGGUGGACAAGAGGCAAUUGUGGGAAGAAUGGGAGUGGGAAUCCCACUGUGGGAUGGAGAUGUCCAAUGCAACUGCAACCAGAUGUUGCAUUAAUGUGAUCACAAGCCUAUACGGGUGUCGUUUUCGGUGGCCCUUCUUUAUUACACGGUACAAACUUCUUUGCCAUGUUCUUGAAGCUGCCACUUUCACAAAAGCAAUACGCCUAGGUCAUUUGCAUGAAAUUGUCCUUUCUGCGUCUCCAAUUUUCCAAGUUAUAGCUAGAGGCCGGUAG